Molecule: messenger RNA, 1083 nt
Organism: Raphanus sativus (radish)
Lineage: Eukaryota; Viridiplantae; Streptophyta; Magnoliopsida; Brassicales; Brassicaceae
Product: glycine-rich protein 23
Exons: 1
Coding region: 125-925 (266 amino acids)
Source: RefSeq, a predicted model, not a curated record
UCAUAUGGGUAGUGCAUGUUUAUGUCAUGUAGCUGCUCAGUUUAAUUAGAUAGGCUAAUUUAUUGAUUUAGAAGAGUAUAUAAACGAAGGGACUCGAGAGGGAUUUUGAUUGAGAGAAAUCACGAUGGAGAUAUUGGUGAGAAUGUCAAGCAUUGUGGUGUGCUUGUUAGUUUCUAGUGCUGUGUUGUUACUUUUGAGCUCAAGUUCCGUUCAAGGGCUGCGUUAUGGACCCGUGAGAAGAUUCUUUAAUGGUACUGAUCAAUCUUCCAUCGUGGGAUCCGGAAAAGCGUUUGAAAAUGGUAUGGUGAGUGAACAUAACAAAGAACGAAGAGUGCAAGAAAGUAAUGGAGCAGGAGGAGGCUGCGGAGGCUGUAGAGGGAAAGAAAGAGACUGCGGUGGUUGCAAAGGAAGAGAUGGGAGUCCGGGAGAUGGGAGAAGAGGAGGCCGUGGAGGCAUGGGUGGAGGACGAGGCGGCGGCAAAGGAAAUGGAAAAGGUGAAAGAGAUGGCAGUGGUGGAAAUGAAGAAUGCAAUGACCACAGAAGGAAGAAAAGAGACGAUAGAAAUGACGACAAUGUUGGCGUUGGUAUUGGUAUUGGCGUAGGAGGUGGCCCUAGCAAUGGACCCUCAGUAGGUGGAGGUGGUGGUGGUGGUGGUGGUGGCGAUGGCGGCGGCGGUGGUGGUGGUGGUGGUGGUGGAAAUGGAGGUGGUGGUGGCGGUGGUGGAGGUGGAGGAGGUGACGCUGGAGGUGAUGGAGGUGACGGAGGUGACGGAGAUGGCUCGGGACGUGGAUGGGGCGGUGGAUAUGGUGGGGGAGGCGGAGGAGGAUGGGGAUGGGGAGGGGACGCAGGAGUAUGGGGCCCCGGAAAUAGCGGUGGUUGUUGGUUUCCCGGUUGUAAUAGAAAGUCACCGAACGGUCAAAACUAAUCAAACAUGCUAUAACAAUACAUAUUUUACAAGUCACUAGAUUUUCACCCGCGCUUUGGAAGCGCGGAAUAUUUUACGAUGAAAAAUUUCACUAAUAACUUAACAAAUAUUUUGGUAAUUUUUAAAGAGUGUGUAUUUAAAAUAUUUUUGCAUUUAAA